Messenger RNA from Porites lobata, 1889 nucleotides. Lineage: Eukaryota; Metazoa; Cnidaria; Anthozoa; Scleractinia; Poritidae. The record is from the annotation of a GenBank genome assembly.
AUGGCAGACACCGAAAGUAUAGUGAGAGAAGAAACUCCUAACGCGGUAAUCGAGAGAGCUAAAAAAUUCCUACGUGAAGGCUGUGGAUGUUCGCCUGGUUCGAAAGGGGGUCCCUGUUCAAGAGAAUUUAGAGAAGAAACGGUGCUAUUUAAUCUCAAUAACUGUCUCGAGUUGACAAGUGGAGAGCUCGACUUGAUAAUUUUAGCCAACAUACAAGCUUUCACACGCAACGACUACGUUGGAACUAAGAGAAACGGAACUUCAAGAUGCACGUAUCAGUUUCAGUCUGUCCUGAUUUGCAAAGAGAUGUUUCUUCACCUUUAUGGUAUAAGUUAUUCUCGACUUCGUCGACUCAAGGAACAUUACGAGACGCAUGGUAUCUAUCCGCGAACCCAUGGAAACACCAAAAGGCUUCCCAGUAACACUCUUCCCCAGUCAACCACAGAGAACGUUCAUAAUUUUCUAACUAAUUACGUAGAAGAGAACGCAUUUGUUCUACCUGGAAGAAUACCUGGAUUCAAGUCCGAGGAUGUAAAGGUGUUGUCUUCAAGCGAAACAAAAAUGAGUGUUUGGCGUGUGUACACUGCCACUUGCGAGACUUCUGGCGAACAAUCCGUUAGCUACAGCAAAUUCGUCGAUCUUUGGCAGCAGUUUUGUCCAAACGUUGUUGUGGCAAAACCAUUGACCGAUCUGUGCUUUACUUGUCAGCAGAAUACAACCAAACUUGUAUGGGCCGCAAAUCAAACGAAAGAAAGGCAUAAUUUAAACAAAGCAUUAAAUGCAGUUUGUAUCGUUGCUGGAAGUGUGUCUAUAUUUAUGCAUUUAUUUAUUUUGACUUAAGAUGAUGGACAGAUUCGAAGAUUCUCUUGUCACAUUGGGGGAGACCUUGGGGCGCAGGUUAUCACGGAUCGAGCAACGGCUAGAAUCUUUAGAGACCGUGGUAAGUUAAAUAAUAAGGCUUAAGCUGGAUUUCCACUGUCGCGUAAUUUUUACGUGUGUGAAUGAAAUAGAGACAAUGUAUGAAGGUCAAGCAUAAACGUAAAAGUUGAACCUCGCUAAGGCAUAUUGUAGCUACUUCCUUUAGUGCACAGUUUUUAAAAAAUGUAGAAAAAUUAUUCAGUGCGCUCGGCAUAAGUCAAAUUACAGCUGAGAAAGAGUUACUGCUCAGCUAGACGCCGGGCCUAAAACUUGGAAUUUAGUACACAAUAAGUUUGGCCUCUCGGAAACGCCUAUUUCAAACUAACGUACCGUGUAAGCAUUAUUUUCCUUUUGUCCUUGUGAAUGCAGCUCAGUUCGAAUAAAUGGGCUUUGGAAUACGGGAAACACAAUAGUUACGAUUCUUUUUCUUUUUUUUCCUAUAGUUCAGGAGUGAAGAGACCUACAACUCUUCCGGCCUGUUGUCGAAUCAAGAACUUUUGACGAUUGACAUGGAUACCACGGCAACUUUACAACACGACGAAGUCAACGCCAGCAUCCCAGCUACGCCAGCAGGCCCUGCUACCCCAGAAACACCAUCAUGGCCCGUAAAUGCUGACAGUAUCAUGGAAAGACCUGAAAUCCCGGUGGGAGAAGAUGUAAUUCGGACUUGCGUCACUCCAAGAAAAGUGCAAAGCGUAUAUGCAACAUUACAGAAAGAAAAGGAGAGGCAUAGAUGCGCAGUAAAGCUGCUCCCAUACUUCUUUAGUGAUGAAGAACUCAAAGGAAGCAAUACUGAUGGGACCCACGGUAAACAUCCGCUCGACAGCAGCAAGCUGAAUUCUCUAAGAGUUUUAGUUUUCAGUAAAUUUCCAGUUGAAUGUACUACAGAAAGAGAUAAACUGUGGAAACAAAUCAAAGCCAAGAUCAAUGAUAGAUGUCGUGCUAUCAAGUAUGCUAAAAGGGCAAACUAA